AUGUCGUACUCCCAAUAUAUCAAUAAAGGAAUCGAGACCCAAGACGCUCAUAGAAAAGAAGCUGCAAUACCGCCAGAGUUUGAGAAAAGAAAUGAGUUUUUCAUUGACCCUAAAUCACGAAAAUACGAUCAACAAUAUUUUUCAAUGUACCAAUAUCGGUACAAUAAAUUGCAGAAACGAGCAUGGACUAAUGCCAUGAAAAAAUGGGGUAAUGGUACUAAAAAAGUCGAUGGACAGACCAUUACUAAACAAGAUAAGAUUUUGGAUAUAGUUGGAGGUAAAUUAUGUUGGGUGAUAGGAACUGUGUUUGUUGAUGCUAAAUACAAGUUGAACAUUUUGAAUGAUGUGGAAAGGGGAACUGACGACGUGUUGCCAUUAGAGCCAGUUUCGUAUUUAGAUGGGGACGAACAGCCAGUGGUAAUGUUAGAAGAUGAAUCAGGUAGGGCCAUAUUGCAUAAUGAAGAUUUUUUACAGCAGAAUCUAUUGGUUACUGGGUGUAUUGUAGCUGUUUUGGGAAUUGAGAUCCAAGCUGGUAUAUUUGAAAUCAUGGAUGUGGCAUAUCCUGAAUGUGCACCGCAGAGGCCACUUUCGAGUGCUGACACCAGAUCAGGUAAGAUUGCAUUAGUAUCUGGUUUGAACAUUGGCUUGGAAGGACAUUAUGAUUUAAAGCUUGAACUUCUUAAACAAUAUCUUGUUGGUGAACUUGGUGGUGAUGACUCCAAACAGUUCAAUAGCAAUAUUGCUCAAUUGAUAAUUGCAGGUGAUUCUAUUGAACCAUUACAAACAAUUGAUGAAGAAGAAGAUCUUAAGAAUUACAUCACUACAAACAACUACGGAUCAAAGAAUAUUUCCAAAUACAACAAUGAGUCAUUGAAACAGCUAGAUCAAUUCAUCAAUGAGUUAAUUGUCACUAUGCCCAUUGCAGUGAUGCCAGGAGAACACGAUCCAGCAGAAAUAUGCCUUCCUCAACAACCAUUACACAAAUCCCUAUUCAAAUCAAAUCAAUCAGUGCUAGGAAGUGAAAGAUUAAGUCGAUUGACAAAUCCAACUUGGAUUGAAGCUAGCAAUGUACGGAUGUUGGGAACUAGUGGCCAAAAUGUCAAUGACGUAAAGAAGUAUGUUACAAGACAAUCAGAUUCCGAUUCAUUAAAGAUUAUACGGUCUAGUAUGAAAUGGCAAAAUUUUGUACCUACCGCCCCAGAUACGUUAUACUGUUAUCCGUUUGAAGAUGCAGAUCCAUUCGUCUUUGAAUCUGAACUACCUCAUGUUUAUUUCGUGGGGAAUCAAGAUAAGUUUCAAACUGAUACUUAUAAAUGUCCUGAUUCUGGUGCUCAAGUGCGUUUGAUUAGUAUACCACAGUUUAAAUCUACAGGUGAAUUUAUAAUACUUGAUUUGGAUACGUUAGAGGUGGAGCUUGUUAAAAUAGAGACAUAA
Messenger RNA from Lodderomyces orthopsilosis Co 90-125, 1434 nucleotides. RefSeq names its product DNA-directed DNA polymerase delta subunit (gene HYS2). The record is from RefSeq and is a predicted model, not a curated record. Lineage: Eukaryota; Fungi; Ascomycota; Pichiomycetes; Serinales; Debaryomycetaceae. Gene Ontology annotation, cellular component: delta DNA polymerase complex. Bases 1 to 1434 code for a protein of 477 amino acids. The transcript has a single exon. Gene Ontology annotation, molecular function: DNA binding. Gene Ontology annotation, biological process: DNA strand elongation involved in DNA replication; DNA replication.